AUGUCGGCUCCAACCAAGAUCCUGAUAUAUCUCCUGCGUCGAGACAUUCGCAUCGCAGACAAUCCUGUACUCAACCAUCUCGUCAGUGCCACGGACCAUGGAUUCACUCACCUGUUGCCCGUCUAUGUUUUCCCUGCCAACCAAACAGAGCUAUCCGGCUUCAUCCGAGACGGCGGCAAAAACCCAUACCCCGAGGCCCGGAGCUCGGUAGGCGGAUACUGGAGAUGUGGGCUCCAUCGAGCCAAGUUCAUGGCCGAGGCCGUCUGGGAUCUCAAGAAAUCACUCGAGUCUGUUGGUAGUGGCCUGGUCAUCCGAGUGGGAAUGGUAGCCGAUGUCGUUCGAAGCCUGGUUGAAGGGCUGGCCGAGAAACACCAGAAUGUGGGCGGUGUCUGGAUGGUGAGCCAAGAAGGUACAGAAGAAAAGUUCGACGAACAGGCUGUGUCAGCCUUGUGCGACGGUAAGGGCGCUGAUUUCAAACUGUGGGUGGAUGAGAAGUACUUUAUCGAUGAUCGAGAUGUCAGCAUUGAUAAACCGCAAGACUUGCCAGAUGUCUUUACGACAUAUCGGAAAUCUGUUGAACCUCUCAGGGAGAAGCCAAGGGCCGUCCUGCCAAGGCCGGAAAACGCAUCUUUGCCCCCGAUCCUUGACUUAUCUGUGAUUCCUUCACAAACUCCGCCGUUUAGCAUCCCGGAGACCCUCGAAGGGCUUGUCGAGGCGUUAACUAGACCGGUGAAGAACUUUCUUCCUAGCGUCCCUAGGUUUCUAGAAAAGGCCGAGUCAGCUCACCCCUUCGAGGGCGGCGAGACUGCGGCCCAUGCACGACUGAGCCAUCUCAUCAAGUCUGAGGGCAUGAAAAACUACAAGGACACUCGAAACGGCCUUAUUGGGACCGAGUUCAGCACAAAGCUGUCGGCUUACCUGGCACAGGGCUGUAUCACCGCACGUCAGAUCCAUCACGUCCUUCUUAGCUACGAGGAUGGCACAGACAGCACAUUUGAACAGGCUGAGGGGUACGGCGCAGGUCAGAACGAUGGAACUGCUGCCAUCCGAUUUGAGCUAUUAUGGCGAGACUACAUGCGGCUUUGCCAUCAGAAAUUCAAGCACAAGCUCUUCCGCCUCGAGGGCUUCAAGGACGGGUACAAGGACGAUGAGAAGAAGCCGAAAUGGAAGUCUGCCGUGGUUGAACAAGCAUCGCCGGAUCAGAAUCCCGGGCCGGGUGAGAUUUCCAGCAUCUUGCAACGAUUCAUGGCAGGAACGACGGGCAUGGGCUUGAUCGACGCCUCACAGAGGGAAUUGAUCCAAACCGGCUACACUUCCAAUCGAGCGCGUCAAAAUGUGGCCAGUUUCCUUGCCAAACAUCUUGGCAUUGACUGGAGGUACGGAGCCGAAUGGUACGAGAUGCUGCUGGUUGACUACGACGUGUCAUCCAACUGGGCCAACUGGCAGUAUGUGUCCGGAGUGGGCAACGAUCCCCGUGGUGAGAUGCGCAUUUUCAACCCAGUCAAACAGGCAUUCGACUACGACAAGGAGGGAAAAUAUGUUCGAGCUUGGGUUCCAGAGGUCGACAAGUUGGAAAAGCUUGAGAACGUAUUCCAGGCAUGGACGGCGUCCGAGGAAGAGCUCAGGGCCGCGGGUCUGGAGGACAACAUCAUGGUCACGGACCCUGUGAAGCGCAUCGAAUUCUCAGUCGACAGCAAACCAGUGAGGCAGAACAAGCGGCCGUACCCCAAGCGUAGAGGCGGACGCCAGCUCACCGGCCCGUCGGGAAGCGAGAGCAAACCUUUUGAAGAACAGGAGGGCCAAGAUGGAUGGAAGGACAGGGGGGCCCAGCAGACGAGCGACAAGUCACAGGGCGAGGAGCGUUUCGUGGACGAUAUCCCCUCCCUGCUCAAGAACGUCAUUGGGGAGCCCCUCUUCAGCACGACGGUUAGGCGCCGUCGACUGUAA
This is a messenger RNA of Lasiosphaeria miniovina, 1947 nucleotides long. Its product is annotated as DNA photolyase, FAD-binding/Cryptochrome. The coding region runs from base 1 to 1947 and encodes 648 amino acids. Gene Ontology annotation, molecular function: deoxyribodipyrimidine photo-lyase activity; FAD binding; damaged DNA binding. The transcript has 3 exons. The record is from RefSeq and is a predicted model, not a curated record. Gene Ontology annotation, biological process: photoreactive repair. NCBI's taxonomy places the organism in Eukaryota, Fungi, Ascomycota, Sordariomycetes, Sordariales, Lasiosphaeriaceae.